Molecule: messenger RNA, 1846 nt
Organism: Oryzias latipes (Japanese medaka)
Lineage: Eukaryota; Metazoa; Chordata; Actinopteri; Beloniformes; Adrianichthyidae
Product: protein NDRG1
Source: RefSeq, a predicted model, not a curated record
AAGAUCAGCGUCUGAAGAUAUAAAAACCAGCUCAAACGUGUAGCCUGACACACUGAAAACUGGACUGUUGUUCUCAAGCGGAGUGUGUUCGCUGGUCUGCCAGGAUAUACAGCGCUUCAAAUAUCCACAUAUUAAAUCCGACAUAACAGCCAUGGUUCUGGAGGAGAAUGACUGUGACUCUGUCUUUGAGCCUCAUGCGACUGAAGAGUACGUGGAGACUCCUUACGGAGAUCUCCACUGCAUCAUGACAGGAACUCCAAAGGCAAACCGCCCCGUCAUCCUGACCUUUCACGAUGUUGGACUGAACCAUAAAUCGUGUUUUGAGACUCUUUUCAACCAUGAAGACAUGCAGGAGAUUGUCAAACAUUUGCCUGUUUGUCAUGUUGAGGCUCCAGGACAACAAGAAGCAGCCAAAUCUCUGCCUACAUUGUAUACCUACCCCACCGUGGACCAGCUCUCUGAAGCAUUACCUGCUGUCCUCAAAAAUUUUGGGUUGCGUAGUGUGAUUGGCCUGGGAGUUGGAGCAGGAGCAUACAUCCUGGCCAGAUUUGCUUUGAAUCACCCUGAUUUAGUGGACGGGCUGGUUCUGAUUAAUGUCAACCCCAAUGCUGAGGGCCUGAUGGAUUCUGUUGCAAACAAGAUUACAGAUUGGACCCAAACUCUCCCAGACAAACUCAUUGCACACUUGUUUGGACAGGAAGAGAUCCAGAAAAAUUAUGACCUUGUGGCUACAUAUCGCCACUACAUCACAGCAACCAUGAACCAGUCCAACGUGAGUCAGUUCUUCCGCUCCUACAACAACCGGACCACUUUGGAUGUGCAGAGGCCGGUUUCUGGAGGAAACAUCAAUGUCAGGACCCUAAAGUGCUCCACUCUCCUGGUUGUGGGAGACAACUCUCCAGCUGUGGAAGCUGUGGUUGACUGCAACUCUAAACUUAACCCCAACAAGACCACACUGCUUAAGAUGGCGGAUUGUGGAGGUCUUCCUCAAGUGGAUCAGCCUGCUAAAGUGACUGAAGCCCUCAAAUAUUUCAUCCAAGGCCUGGGAUACUUGUCCAGUGCCAGCAUGACCAGACUGCGCUCAAGAACUACGUCCAGCACCAGCUCCGUGUCUUUUGAAGCGCCCCGCAGCCGCUCACAUACCAACGAGCUGCAGCGGGGUCGGGUGCACUCUCAAAGCACGGAGGAGAAGCGUGGGCGCACAAACACUGAUGUCUCCAUGGAAAGUGUCUCCACUCUAAACCAGAACACCUCAAAGGCCGCUGAAGUAGCAUGCUAGAGUGCACACAACGAACACCCCUUGCACUUUAUUCAAACGAUGCCUCAUUCUUUACUCCUACCUGAAUCCUCCCUUCCUUCUUCUAAUUUCCACUUGCAAUCACUCUGUGGUUGUAUUUUCACUCACCUCUGAAAACUAGAUGAUUUGAAAUCCUUUCCUCAAAUUUCUUUUCUUUUCUCAUCCACUCUUGACUUUUAUUCCUCCUUUUAUCACUGAAUUAUUUAAAAGAUUCUAUGUAAAGUUUCCUCACAUGCUCAUGUCCAUCAUUAUAUAAGGCAGAUAAAGACAUAUUAGAUGUUUUAACACUUUAAAAUCAAAUCCAUUAUGUGUUUAUGUAAAAGUAUUUGUUUUUCCAUGUGAAGGUGCAUAAUUAUCUAAUUUAUAGAAUAACUCAGUGGGAAAAGAAAAUGCACACUUAUAACUGUAAGAACUGUAUACGAUGAUGCAACUAUAACAACUGUGUGUUACUAAAAGCAGGAAUAUGUUAUGACCUAACACUGUAGUUCCUAGUGUGGAUUCAAACUUAUUGUGUAGUGUGUUUCACAAUAAAUAAUGAAUGCACACUGU